Molecule: messenger RNA, 1788 nt
Organism: Drosophila willistoni
Lineage: Eukaryota; Metazoa; Arthropoda; Insecta; Diptera; Drosophilidae
Product: dnaJ homolog subfamily C member 21
Exons: 3
Coding region: 41-1696 (551 amino acids)
Cellular component (GO): cytoplasm
Molecular function (GO): zinc ion binding; nucleic acid binding
Source: RefSeq, a predicted model, not a curated record
UAUUUAUUUAUCGUGGCAAAUUUUUUUGUUUUUAUUCAACAUGCGUUGCUAUUACGAGGAAUUGUGUAUACCACGCGAUUCUAAUGAUUCAGAUAUCAAGACAGCCUACAGGAAAUUGGCAUUAAAAUGGCAUCCAGACAAGAAUCCUGAUUGUCUGGCAGAGGCAAAGGAGAAAUUUCAGCUCAUUCAACAAGCUUAUGAGGUGCUCUCUGAUGCACAAGAGCGAGCUUGGUAUGACAAUCAUCGGGAACAGAUCUUGCGGGGUAAGAACUCCGAGUAUUCAGAAAAAUGCUUGGAUGUCUUUCAGUUUUUCACCAGCUCAUGUUAUAAGGGCUAUGGAGACGAUGACCAAAGCUUCUAUAGUGUGUAUCGAGAGGUUUUCGUCAAGAUUGCCUUGGAGGAUCAAGAAUUUACAAACGAUUUAGAUGGCUUGGAUUUAGCGCCAGAGUUUGGAUAUGCAAAUAGUAGCUAUGAGGAUGUGGUGGGACCCUUUUAUGCAUAUUGGCAGGCCUAUACCACCAAAAAGACAUACGAAUGGCUGUGUCCCUAUGAUGUUAGAGAGAUUAAGGAGCGUUUCAUUCUUCGCAAAGUGGAAAAGGAGAUGAAGAAAAUUGUACAAGCUGCACGAAAAGACAGGAGUGAAGAGGUACGCAAUUUGGUUUCGUUUGUGCGCAAACGAGACCGUCGAGUCCAGGCAUAUAGACAAAUCCUAGAGGAGCGAGCAGAGGCCAACCGGCUGAAGCAGGAGGAAAAACGCAAGGAGCAGCUAAGAAAGCGUCAACAAGAACUGGCCGAGAUUAAGAAGAAUAAAGUUGUCAAUGAGGGCUACGAGGAACAAUUGAAGCAAUUAGAACAGCAAUACGGCAGUGAGACAGAUGAAUAUACGGAUGAGGAUGACGACGAAGCUGAAGAUGGUAGCGACGAUGAUUCCAAUGCAGAUAACGAUGAUGAUAAUGAGGAAGUGGAGUUGGAGUAUGUAGACGAUUUAUAUUGUGUGGCUUGCAACAAAUCCUUUAAGAAUGCAAAAGCUAGAGCGAAUCAUGAGGAAAGCAAAAAGCAUCGAGAAAAUGUUGAACGUCUGUGUAAGGAAAUGGAAAAUGAGGAAGAUGCCUAUCAACAAAUGGAAGACUCUUUAGAUGAUCUUCAACUUAACGGUGAUCAUGAAGAGGAUGCGAAGGAGGAGGAUGCAGAAGCGGAUGAAAUAGAAGUGGAAGAGGAAAUAUCAAUAAGUAAACGUGAUAAAAAAUCUAAAAAAUCCAAAAAAGUCUCUUCAAAGUUGUUAACCGAAGAGGACAUUGAUGACCAUCCCGAUUUCAAUGCUCUUAAAAGCGAAUCCGAAAAUGAAGACGAUUGGAAUAAUAAAGGAAAGAAAUCUGCCAAGAAAACCAGAGGCAAGAAAUCCAACAUCAGUAAACCUAAGGAAGAGCCGAUCACUGCAACAAAAGCGACAGAUGAGAUAACAUCCGCUCCUGCUACCAAAUUAGCACCCGCCGCUGCCGAUUCUACUGACCCAACCAUAAGUCCUCAACACACCUGUGUCACCUGCCGUCUCGCAUUCGAUUCGAAAAACAAACUAUUUGCACAUCUCAAAAAGACAAACCAUGGUGUCUACAUACCCAAGGACAAACCAGUUGUCGAGGGUAAACCACCAAAAACAAAAGCCGCCGCCAAAAGAGGAGGCAAGGGCAACAAAUAGAAUUGAAUAUACAAAAAACUGUUUAUAUUUAUAUUACUCUAGAGUUUAACGUUUAAAAUGGAGAAUUAAAUUAAGCAAGUUGUAAAUGAGAA